Molecule: messenger RNA, 4240 nt
Organism: Suricata suricatta (meerkat)
Lineage: Eukaryota; Metazoa; Chordata; Mammalia; Carnivora; Herpestidae
Gene: DONSON
Product: downstream neighbor of SON
Exons: 12
Coding region: 1-1722 (573 amino acids)
Biological process (GO): nuclear DNA replication
Cellular component (GO): nucleus
Source: RefSeq, a predicted model, not a curated record
AUGCCCUCCAUAAGUUCAAAGCAGCAGCUCAACUCGAAACACCCUGGAGCAACUCGUCCUGGAAGGCCACCGUUCAACGGGCCCGUCCCCGGAGACCCUCCUUCCCGGUGUGACUCGGAGCCUCCCUUUCUGACGCGCUCGAAAAUACGCUGGAGAUGGAGGCUUGUCGGGGAUUCCUGGGGUCCCAGUUGCCUCGCGUUUUCUUAUCCCAAAGCCUUUUUGGAUCUUUGGAGUCGAGGUCUCUCCAUCAGUCUCGAGACGCGCAGACCCCCGGCCUUUUUCCUCCCAGUGUUGACAGUGAAGUACUGGCCCGAACCUGGAGCGGACACUGAUCUGAGGCGGGGUUUAGAUUCCAAUCAAGAAAAUGAUUUGCUCCGGGAAGAGAAGAUCCUUGAAAGAGCAGCCGUUCCCAACUUACUCCAGACUCCACAAGUAUCAUUCUCCGAAUCUGAUAUUCCAUCCUCAGAAAGUACUGAGUUACCUGUGGACUGGAGUAUUAAAACUCGACUCCUUUUCACCUCUUCUCAACCCUUUACCUGGGCAGAUCAUUUGAAAGCACAGGAAGAAGCUCAAGGUAUCAUCCAGCAUUGUAGAGCAACAGAAGUUACUUUGCCUCAAAGCAUACAGGAUCCCAAACUCUCCACCGAGCUCCGUUGUGCCUUCCAGCAGAGCCUUAUCUACUGGCUCCACCCUGCCUUUUCUUGGCUACCACUGUUCCCUCGAAUUGGAGCUGAUAGAAAAAUGGCCGGAAAGAUAAGCCCUUGGUCAAAUGAUGAAACCUUGCAACACAUUUUAAUGAGUGAUUGGUCUGUGAGCUUCACUUCUCUAUAUAAUCUGCUGAAGACAAAACUUUGCCCAUAUUUCUACGUUUGUACCUAUCAGUUUACUAUCCUGUUUCGUGCAGCAGGCUUAGCAGGAAAUGAUGUAAUCACAGCUCUCAUAUCUCCGACAACUAGAGGAAUAAGAGAAGCUAUGAAAAAUGAAGGUAUUGAAUUUUCUUUGCCGUUAAUAAAAGAAGAUGGCUAUGAGAAGAAAAAGACGCCUGGAACAAGCUUGGGAAAUGGGGGGGAACAAGUAAUCAGUGAUGAUGAUGAAGAUGAAGGUUUUUCCUGGCUGGAAGAGAUGGGUGUGCAAGAUAAAAUUAAAAAACCAGACGUACUCUCUAUCAAGCUACGCAAAGAGAAACACGAAGUGCAAAUGGACCACAAACCUGAGUCUGUUGUGUUGGUGAAAGGAAUGAACACCCUUACGUUGCUGAAUUUUUUGAUCAACUCUAAGAGUUUAAUUGCUAGCUCAGGCCCACAGGCAGGACUUCCACCAACCCUCUUAUCCCCUGUAGCCUUCCGAGGUGCCACAAUGCAAAUGCUUAAGGCACGAAGUGUAAAUGUGAAGACACAAGCUGUUUCUGGAUACAAAGAUCAAUUUAGUUUGGAGAUUACAGGUCCUGUCAUGCCUCAUUCUCUACAUUCUGUGACCAUGCUACUCAAAUCUUCACAGAAUGGGUCAUUUUCUGCUGGACUGUAUACACAUGAGCCAACAUCUGUAUUUAACAUCUGCCUGCCAGUGAACAGAGUACUGCAUAAGGAGACUCUUCAUGAGGAACUUGGUAACUGUGGGUUGCACUCUAAGACUCUGGACCAACUUAGUCAAACACCAGCACUGGGAAAAUCGUCUUUACGGCAUGUGGAAUUGAGGGACUUCGUUUUUAAUUGGAGAUCCUGAACACCAAACCCAUUUUUCUCAUCAAAACGGCUCCCAUUCCUCCAGUUACCGGGGCUGCUCUUAAGAACUGAUCCUAUCCAAAGAAAGAAAGGUAAAAUGUCCCCAUUUCACAGUUAGAAUUUGACUACAAAUGCAAUGUAACUUUUUUAAUCUUAUUUUAGUUCUAUAUCUGAUAUAGCAAUUAAAUUUAAGUUUCUAUACUUAUAUACAUACUGUCGUGUGGAUGCUAGUUAUUUUCACAUUAGCAUAAUAUAUUUUGAAAGUCAAAUAAGGCAAAUGAAUGGCAGUUUUAAACAGUGGCCCUCCUGCCCCCCUCCAAAAAAAAAAAUUAGAACACUCCUGUUUUCGUCCACUAUUUAGGUUCACUGGUAUCUCUUCUUAGCUUGCAAAAUAAAAAGAAGGCAAUGUUAAAACAGUCAAUAAUAUUAAUUGUCCCAGGUGUACCUAGUUAAUGAAUAAAGCCCAGAAAUCAUUUAGAAAUAGUUUGGACACUGAAGAAGCAUACUGUUAACAUCCCAAGUUUUAUUUCCCACUCUACCUUAAAGCAAGUAUAUUUUACUUAGAAAAUCCCUAUGAAGCAAAAAGAUAAAAAUCUUUAAAUUCUAUUUAUGCAGUAAGAAAUGGACAGUCAAAUAAAAUACCCUGUCAUUAUACCAAACUGAAUUUGAAUUCUUUUAAAUCCUAGCUUGAUGUUAAAAGACUUUUAAAAAACUCCUUAAACGUUUACAUACCUAGGCCUCGGUAGCAGCAGUGUUGUGAAUAGUAGGGCUGGCACUGACCGGGGCAAGAAGACAGCUACAAGGAUUUGGCCCUGAAACAAGUUUCCAUACAGAGGGGUGAAAGUUCACAGGUUAUUCUGUGAACAGUCAUCUCUCUUGUAUCCAACCCACUGAACCAUAAUUUCCAUCAAAGCAGCAAACCACUUAAUGUCUUAAGAUGCACAACUAUAUACAUUAGCAUGGUCAACAGUCAUUUUCACAUUAAGAAAUAAAUAUGCGAUGUCUCGAUUUUAAAGGACAUCCAUGUAGAUAAAACAGACGAAUUCUACUGUUGAUCUUUAUUGAUCUUUAUUUAUUCUUUUAAUUUAUAACAUCUCAAAAUCAUGCGUUCCUUCCCCUUGUUCUUAAAUUUUAGAUUUAUGUUCUCUAGCAAAUAUAUAGCAAAAGUCAUUAACUUAUCAACAGAGGGAGUCAAAAAUUUGGUGCCUCUGGAAAGAGUAUGCAUUAAUCAUUUCCUGUAUUGAUAAGUUAAUACUAAAUUUUUAAAAUAUUACUUUUACACAGUAGUAAAACUGUAUCAUCUUAUUUUCCCCCCCAGCUUUGUAAAUUAUAUGCUGGGGAGAAAAACAUGCCAAUGAUGUGUGACUAGACAUUAAGUUCUCCAAGGUGCUCUGAUGGAAGGAGGCAGCUGUGGAGGUAAAAACAUACCCCUGGUUCAGUUCCUUAUUUGGUGCAGGCCAUGCAGUGUUGAUGUAUAAAGAGAAAAGUUAGCUGAUGCUUGGGUAUCAACUGCCUUGUUGCUACACACCUAAAAUGACUUUUACUUACUUCCAGGUUCAUCCGCCCCUCUUUUCCAGGCAACACUCCUAGAAAAAAGGGUAACUGUGCAGAGUAUAAUACAAAUCCCCAAAUAACCCAGUCUUCCAACUCAGUUUCCAUUCUCUACUACCUUCAUGUUUCUGUACCCCAGUGUGUAUACAGUUCACCAAAAGGCUGCUGAAUCUAGGAAUAGUAAAUAAUACCCACUGGGUCAUGUCCAAAUCAUUUAAUUCCAGAAAACAAAGGUUCAUAACCACUUAAAAAUGUCUUGCUGACAAUAAUAAUACUUUUUUCAUCUAAGAAUAUACUGCAACAAACUAAAAAUGAAAUGGAGUAUGUUGGCAUUCUAGGUGGUUUUUAACAUAAAGGAGAGUGUUGGCUGGAGCAAGGCAAGAAAAGCUGUAUAAUCAUUGAAAAGUUUCCUAAACACAACAGAGACUGUUUUGUGGUAUUUCACAGUGAAGAUAAAUGAUAAACUCUCGGUUGUCUAAUGACUUGUCCACAUUUUAUGAAUGUUCAUUCCUUGGUAUCAGUAACAAAUAUUCUUCUGUAAACAUUUAAGUAGGAAUUUUCCUGAAAGCCAUCCUUUCUUGGUAAAAACUUUGAUAAACACAUCUCAUAUUUUAUCAAAAUGAAUUACAUGUACAUUUAAUAUGUGAAAAUCUGUCAAGUGCCUACAUGACUGGAAACCAAAAAUUUAAGGAAUGUUUGCAAGGAACCAAUUUUAAUCAGUAGGAGAUUGAUUUUUGCAAGCUAUGUUAACAUGAUUUUUAGAUCUAUCUAAGUAUUAUGGAUCAGUACUUUCAUUAUACAAAGAACAGAAUUUUACAAUGGAAUCACCUUCAGAAGUUUCUACCUAGUAAUGUACAUGACUAUUUAAUUUUUAUUUGCCUAAAUACCCUCAACAGCUUCAAGUCUAACUUCCUGAAAUACUGAGACUCAAGCUUCAAGAUUAAUAUUAAAGAAUUGAAUUACUGAAA